UUUACAACGUGACAUCCGGUUGUCAAUUUCCCCAGACGCGACGGUGGAGGUGGAGGAGAAGCUGUGUGGCCCGAAGACGCCGUGGGCCCAGUGGUGGUGGGCUCCGCGUGGGCUCGCCUCGUCCUGCCCCCUCUGCGAUGCAUCCGCGGCGCCCGGAGGGAUUCGAUGGCUUGGGCUAUCGCGGCGGUGCCCGGGAUGAGCAGGGCUUUGGUGGCGCUUUCCCUGCAAGGUCCUUCAGCUCCGCGUCGGACCUGGGCCACUGGGUGACCACUCCCCCAGACAUCCCGGGUAGCCGCAACCUACACUGGGGCGAGAAGAGCCCGCCCUACGGUGCGCCCGCCCCCUCCACCCCCGAAGGCCCCGUGGAGGAACCCUUUCCCGGCGGCGGCGGCGGCGGCAGCGGCAGCGUGUCCGGGCAGAGCAGCGAACAGUUGAGUAGAUUUGCUGGAUUUGGUAUUGGACUUGCAAGUCUCUUUACAGAAAAUGUAUUGGCCCAUCCUUGCAUUGUUCUCCGCCGCCAAUGUCAGGUUAAUUACCAUGCUAGGCAUUAUCAUCUCACUCCAUUUACAGUCAUCAAUAUUAUGUACAGCUUUAACAAAACUCAGGGACCGAGGGCCCUUUGGAAAGGAAUGGGAAGUACAUUUAUUGUCCAGGGAGUCACACUUGGAGCAGAGGGACUAAUCAGUGAAUUUACUCCAUUACCAAGGGAGGUUUCACAUAAAUGGAAUCCUAAACAAAUAGGAGAACACCUUCUACUGAAAUCUCUAACUUAUAUGGUGGCAAUGCCUUUUUAUUCAGCAAGCCUAAUUGAAACAGUACAGAGUGAGAUAAUUCGAGAUAACACCGGAAUUUUGGAAUGUAUUAAAGAAGGCAUUGGAAGAGUGAUAGGCAUGGGAGUGCCUCAUAGCAAACGACUACUUCCGCUCUUUUCCUUGAUCUUCCCUACGGUGCUGCAUGGGGUUCUUCAUUACAUCAUCAGCUCAAUAAUUCAGAAGUUCAUCCUACUAAUUCUAAAGAGAAAGACUUAUAAUAGCCAUGUAGCUGAGAGCACUAGCCCAGUGCAGAGUAUGUUGGAUGCUUAUUUUCCAGAACUUAUUGCUAACUUUGCUGCCAGUCUUUGCUCUGAUGUUAUACUUUACCCCUUGGAAACAGUUUUGCACCGCCUUCACAUUCAAGGAACACGCACAAUAAUUGACAAUACAGACCUUGGCUAUGAAGUGCUUCCAAUUAAUACACAGUAUGAGGGAAUGAGAGACUGUAUCAAUACCAUAAAGCAAGAGGAAGGAAUGCUUGGUUUUUAUAAAGGGUUUGGUGCUGUUAUAAUACAGUACACACUACAUGCAGCUGUUUUACAGAUUACCAAAAUUAUUUACUCUACACUUCUUCAAAAUAGUGUUUGAAAUUUGGGUUCCUGAUUAGUCUAAAAGAUAUAAUCUGGAUACUUCGUUAUGAAAUUUUGAGGGAUAAAGGUGAAUAGUGGGAUAAAAAAUGGAUUAGAAUGUGAAACUGGUAGAAAAAGCCCAUGCUGGUUAUAUAGACUCUUUUUUUUAAAGGCAUAGGUAUAUUGGAUCAAAAGUAUUCCAUAUUUGAAAACUGAAUAAAAAUAAUGCUCAUAUACAUUAAAUUCUAGAUAGUGUAGCAUGCUGAACUAAAAAUGAUCUUGGGCUGAAGCAAAAAUUUGUCAGGAAACAAAACAGUUUCACAGAGCUGAAUUUAUUCCAUCUGACUUUAAUAUAUAUUACAUAUUUAUUUCACCUUCUUGAUUGAUAUUGAUAUGUCACCCUUAAUAUAGUAUACAGUAUCAAGAGGUCAUAGUUUACCUUUAAGCAGAUAAAUUAUGUCAUCAGUGGUAAAGACAAGAAGGAUUAGAUUUGGCAAUCUGUAAGCAGGAGUUGAAGAAUUUUAAAUUGCAUUGUCCCUGUGUAACUGCUUGAUGGCGGCAUGUUGUAUAAAGCCAUUUAUGUACAUCUCUACAAAUUUUCCAUUCUUAGAUCAGUUUAUUGCCUAAAAUGAAGUCAUGCACUUUCUGCUUUACUAUCAGAAUAAAACAUUAAAAGCCAAGGUACCCAAAAGGUUUAAGGCAAACAACAUACUUGUCUAUUUCCAAAUCCAGCAUUUCAAUGCCAGCAUCUUAAAAUUCGCCAUGUUUAUAAAGCUUGAUUUGCUUACCUAGUCUGUGAAUCAUCAGGCUGUUUUUAGCGCCACUCUUAACAAAGAUAGAAUAUAAAAUAAUCAUGACAACUAUUACUGUUUCCAAAUUUACAAAUCGUGUGCUAAAAGGAACGUCACUUUCAUUUCUGAAUGACUUGUCUUGGUGGAGACAAAAUUAAAAUUUUCCUGGGAAUUUGUGUCUCUUGCCUUCUGUAUAGUCAUGAUUAAAUAAUGGCUUUUGUUUUUAUUUUCUUCUAGCCUUUGCUUAUAGUUUAUUCUCCAAACUAGAUAUACAUAAAGAGAAAAGCAGAUUUAUCCUCACCGCCUUUUAAACUUGUUUGGUUGAAUACUGAAGAAAAAAUACAAACUUUAAGGGAAGUUAGUUCUUGCUUUUUAUGGAUGAGGAAAAGAAGUAAAUUUCAACAAAUAAUCAAAAAAAUUGUUGCUCAGUUUAAUAAAAAAAUUCUGUCUGUUCCUAAAUGGGUGAAACUCUUUGUAUAGUAAAAUAAUAUGCAUUUGACUGAUCCAUCCUUAAAUGUUUUAGUUUCAUUUCCUCAUGUGAGCCAUCACAGUUUUACUGUGAACCAUUUAGCACACUGAAGUGCAAUGACUAUACACUGAUGUUGUCCAACCUAGAAUUUAUACAAACAUUUAUUUUACUUUCUAAAUGUCAAUGAAAUGGUUACUUUUUGUGAUUAAUAGUGUUGGAACCAAAAUAUGAUAUCCAAAAAGUGUAAAAUAGUACUUAAGUAGCAACUCUCUA
Messenger RNA from Pteropus alecto (black flying fox), 2914 nucleotides. RefSeq names its product solute carrier family 25 member 46 (gene SLC25A46). Lineage: Eukaryota; Metazoa; Chordata; Mammalia; Chiroptera; Pteropodidae. The record is from RefSeq and is a predicted model, not a curated record. The coding region runs from base 138 to 1400 and encodes 420 amino acids. Gene Ontology annotation, cellular component: mitochondrial outer membrane. The transcript is spliced from 8 exons. Gene Ontology annotation, biological process: mitochondrial membrane fission; axon development; mitochondrial fission.